Molecule: messenger RNA, 1507 nt
Organism: Panicum virgatum (switchgrass)
Lineage: Eukaryota; Viridiplantae; Streptophyta; Magnoliopsida; Poales; Poaceae
Product: G patch domain-containing protein 8-like
Exons: 7
Coding region: 198-1100 (300 amino acids)
Molecular function (GO): nucleic acid binding
Source: RefSeq, a predicted model, not a curated record
UCCUCUCCUCCCCGUCCCCUACCGGCCUACCCCCUCUUCGUCGGCGCUCCCCCGCCGCCGGCCGCGGCCGGCCGGCGUCCUCCCAGAUCGGCGCCCCAGCCGCAGCUUUCCGCGCGUUCCGCUCCCUCUCCUGACACCCACGAAACCCCCAGUAGCAGCCCCGUCCCACUCUCCCCCUCCCUUGCUCGCGGCCAGGCAUGGAGAACAACAAGAAGCGUUGGAAGGCGGCCCAGGAGGGGCAGGGCGGCGGCGGCAGCGGGCACCGAGUGGAUCUGGAUGACGAGGACGACCUCGAGGAGUUCCGGCUGCCGAUGAGCCACCGGCCGACCGAGAACCUCGACACGGAGGGGCUCGAGCAGGCCUCCGUCCACACGCAGCUCACCGCCUCCAACGUCGGCUUCCGGCUGCUCCAGAAGAUGGGCUGGAAGACCGGCAAGGGGCUCGGCAAGAACGAGCAAGGUAUACUAGAGCCAAUAAGAGCUGACAUCAGAGAUGCAAAAUUAGGUGUUGGGAAACAAGAGGAAGAUGACUUCUUCACAUCUGAAGAGAAUGUACAAAGAAAGAAAUUGAAUAUUGAACUUGAGGAGACCGAGGAACAUAUAAAGAAGCGUGAGGUCAUAGCAGAGCGUGAGCACAAAAUCCGCAGUGAAGUCAAGGAGAUACAGAAGGUGUUCUUUUGCAGCCUCUGCAAUAAGCAAUACAAGCUGGCUCAUGAAUUUGAGAGUCACUUGAGCUCAUAUGACCACAAUCAUAGGAAGAGGUUUAAAGAAAUGAGAGAAAUGCAGAGCAGCAGUGGUAGCCGUGAUGACAGGCAGAAACGUGAACAACAACGGGAAGAGAAGGAACUAGCAAAAAUCACACAACUGGCAGAUGCUCAUAGGAAGCAGCAGCAGAAGCAAGAAAAUUCAGAGGCCCCAGCAGAGAGUGCUGCACCAAAAAACAUUGCGGGCCCUAGCAAUCAGGAUCAGCGGCGGACAUUGAAGUUUGGAUUUUCCAAAAUGGCUCCUUCCAAGGUUCCAGUCGGCAAUGCCAGCAAGAAACCAAAGGUGGCUACAAAAGUUUCUUCAGUUUUCGGCAAUGACAGUGAUGAGGACUCGUGAUCUUUGCCAGAGGGUGGUAGCACUUGCAUGGAAAAUGACUUCAAAGGCCCCAUGGGAGUGUGAGAUGCCAUGUAUGUAUCACCUUCUGUUGUGCCACUGGCUUGGUCCUGCUACGAAUGGUGGGCAUCUGGACAGCCUCAUAUGAACAAACAGGAACUUGAGCACAGCCCCGAGAAUUGUAUGGACUGGAGGGUACACUGUGCAAGGAAUCUGUAUUAUUCUUGCUGGAUUUUUGAAAGCUAUUUAUACCAAUUCGUCCUUGCAGUGGGGCAAUGCCCUUUAAUUUGGAGACGCCCCUUUUUAGUCUGUACUAUCAUUGUUGGCUUUUAAUGUAAUACCUUUGUAUUAGAUGCUACUGUUGAGUCACAUUUUGUAUCGCAAAGUUGAAAGCUUCUUGUUCGGGUCCU